Molecule: messenger RNA, 1979 nt
Organism: Phycodurus eques (leafy seadragon)
Lineage: Eukaryota; Metazoa; Chordata; Actinopteri; Syngnathiformes; Syngnathidae
Gene: dffa
Product: DNA fragmentation factor, alpha polypeptide
Biological process (GO): regulation of apoptotic process; apoptotic process
Source: RefSeq, a predicted model, not a curated record
UGUUCCUGUAUUCGAAACUGCCAACUCCAAGAGCUGUCUCCUGCUGUCUUAUUAACAAUAAUAGUUGGAUCUUUAUGCGCAUAAUGGCGGAUCGAAAGCCGUGUAAGGUGUGCAGCUUUACACGCCAGAAGUCAUAUGGCUUGGUUGUUCCUUCGCUUGAGGAGUUGAAGGUAAAAGGAAGUGAGUUUCUUGGUUUCACACCACAUGACCCAGUCACAGUGGUCUUAGAAGACGAUGGGACAAUCGUCGAGGACGAGGCCUACUUUUGGUGUUUACCCUUAAACACAAAGUUCAUGCUGCUGCAUGACAAGGAGACAUGGUCACCGCUUCGCAGGGUUGAUGGUGGCACAGCGUGGAUGGCGAGGGAUUCCAUGACACUUGAGAGCGACGUUGUGGACACAGCCCUUGUUGCUGCACCAUGGUGGGGCUUGGCUUUACAGCUGAAACAGGACCUGGCCAGCGUCAUUCUCAUGUCUGAGGAAGACUUACAGAGCUUGGUGGAUGUCCCCUGCCCUGAGCUAGCUUCUGCUCUCGGCUUCCAAGAAAAGAAGACUGGGAACCUUCAGGAAACACUGCAGAGGGUUUUGGACCGUCGUGAGGAGGAGAGGCAAUCGAAAGAGUUGCUCCAACUCUUCCUCAAAGCAGUAGAGAAAGAAGACGGACAGCCGCAGCAGGAGACCAGACGACCCAGCGAGGGAGGUUUGGAUGCGCCUGAUGGGAUGGAGGUGGAUCAAGCAUCUGGAUUCAUUUCCAGGACUUUGAUGGUCCUGAAAGGCAAGACAAGCCCAGAGACCAGACUCUCCACUGAAGAUCUCCAGAUGGUGGUGGCCAAAGGGCUGGAAGCUAUGCAGCAGGUACUACGCUGGGACAAAGUCAGGACGUCGACGCUGCUUCAAGACUGCGAGUCCGAGCUAAAGCGACGUCUUCAACAGGUUCAGGCCGCACAGUCGAUGAGGGGCAACUCGCCACAGGGGGACAGCAGCCAGCCGCCUAAUGAAAAGAACAGCGAGGAGAGCGAAGGAACACCACCUCAAAGGGGCAAUUAGUCUGGCACCUUACCUGAGCACAGACUCAUAAAGAGACUACGGUGACUGCCUCAGGGCCAGCAAAAUGAUUUCAUACUGGGUUACAGAUACUAUUCCUUACUGCUGGAUCUCAUAUAAAUGUAAGCAAAGUUGAUGUUUGUAGCAUUUGGCACGACUUUCAUCCAUCCAUCCAUCCAUUUUCUGAGCCGCUUCUCCUCACUGGGGUCGCAGGCGUGCUGGAGCCUAUCUCAGCUAUCAUCGGGCAGGAGCCGGGGUAUACCCUGCACUGGUUGCCAGCCAAUCGCAGGGCACAUACAAACAAACAACCAUUCGCACUCACAGUCACACCUACGGGCAAUUGAGAGUCUCCAAUUAAUGCAUGUUUUUGGGAUGUGGGAGGAAACCGGAGUGCCCGGAGAAAACCCACCAGACAAUCACAGGACACAUAAACCAUUUAAACCCUCAUUCACCAAUAGGCAAUUUAGUCUCUUCAAUUAACCUGCAGUAACAUACAUAUUUUUGGAUUGUGGGUGGAAGAUGGCGUACCAAGAGGAAAACCCACGCAAGCACUGGGAGAACAUGCAAACACCAUACAGGAGGGCCUGAGACAAGAUUCAAACACAUAACUUUGACUUUGAGGCAGACAUGUAACACUGUACUGGGCGAUUCCGAUCAACUUCAAUGUAGCAAUUUGUGGUUUUCUAGUAAUCAGAGCUUGGGCAGGUGUGGUGACUCCUGUGUUGCUGGUUUUAUUUCCAAGUAAUGGCUUUUUCUUGUCACUCAAAUUUCACAUGGGUUUCUGUGCUGGCUGUGAGCAACAGUAUUUAUAAAAUAUAUAGUAUGCAAAUAGUGACUAUAUAUUUGUAUAAAGCAUGACCUUGCUUGAGAUGGCGUUAUAAUCGAGUGCACUGACUAAUUUAUCAUUUUCCUAAUAAAGAGUUAGACAAUAUCAUU